This is a messenger RNA of Hansenula ciferrii, 1701 nucleotides long. It is a transcript of the gene HDA3, whose product is annotated as Hda3p. The transcript has a single exon. Bases 1 to 1701 code for a protein of 566 amino acids. Lineage: Eukaryota; Fungi; Ascomycota; Saccharomycetes; Phaffomycetales; Wickerhamomycetaceae. The record is from RefSeq and is a predicted model, not a curated record. Gene Ontology annotation, cellular component: nucleus; HDA1 complex.
AUGGACCUCUUCAAGAUCUUGGACACCACGCCAGAACCACCAAUCGUCAAUUUGAAUACCUCGCUGGACACUUCGGGGGACUACUGGCUAGCUGUGCCUAUGAAUGAAUACCAAAAAGAACUGACUGACCAAGUUGUUUCAUUACAUUAUUCUGAUAUUUUGAAAUAUUUUGAAACUGAUGAUAAAGAUAGAGUACUGUUGGACUCAUUAGAACUACUAUAUUUGAAUUCCCAAUUGGUGGCUACACAUCCAUAUCUAUUAAUCAAUCAUUAUUUACCCAAAAAUUUAACUUCAAAGGAUAUACCUUUCAAUCUUUGUGAAACUAGUGGGAAAUUCCAAGUAUUAAGAGAUGUUAUAACCCUUGUGGAGGAAACAAAGCUAAAUAUUGCCAUUGUGGCAAGAUCUGGAAAAUUAUUGGAUUUAAUUGAAGCUUUAUUAUUAGGUUGUAAAACAAAUAUCAAAAGACAUUAUGGUAAUUAUAUUAAAGAUCCUGCUAAAGCCAAACAAAGAGAUUUAACAUGUCAUAUAAUACCAUCAGAUGUUGACAUAGAUAUUAAAGAUAAAUUUGAUUUAGUUUUUUCUCUUGAUAUCACCUCACAAAAUGAUUUCCUAAAUUCAUUGAAAGCAGAUCCUAAAUCACCAAUCUUAAGAUUUGUUAGUGCAAAUUCAAUUGAUCACGUUGCCCUAUAUUUCCGUCAAUUCCCUAAAGAAAGGUAUGAUUAUUUAGUUGAUGUUACAGCUGCCAUUGUGGUAUUAAGAGAUCGUGUAGGGAUUUUACCACCAGAUUUAAGACCAAUUUAUACCAAAAAAUUAACUUAUUUGAAAGAUUGGUUUAAAGAUUUUAAAAAUAAUCCAUGGCCAUUACCUGAAUUAUCACCAAUUAAAAAAUAUGAUUCAGAAGAUGUGGAAAAAUCUUUAUUAUCAGAAGUUUAUCAUGAAAAACAAUUUGAUCAAUUAACCCCCAAAUUUAAAUCUUAUUAUGAAACCAAAAGAUUAAAUCGUGAUUAUACUUCAAAUCCCUUGAAAGAUGUUACAUUUGGUAUCCUUAGUGUUAAUUCUAACUAUACUGAAACUUUAACACAUAAAUUAAUUCAAGAAUUUAAUGUUUUACAUAAUAAAUUAGCAAUUCAAUGUAAAGAAUUUGAACAUUUUGAACAAUUUCAAUCAAAUGAAAAAAAUUAUUUACUUAAUGAUGAAAGUAAAUUAAUAACUGAAUUGGAUCAUGUUAAAACAAGAAUAAAUACAGCAAAUAAUAAAUCUUCAAAAUUAAUAAACAAGAUUGAAGAAUCUAAAAACAAUGUUUUGGAUUUAGAAAAUAAAGUUGAAAAUUUACAAACUAAACAUGAAAAAUUAACCAGAAUUGAAAAUUUAAAAAAUGAAAUACUUAGAGAGGAACAAAAAAAGAAAAGCACAAUAGUGGAAAAUGAUUAUAUGUUAAAAGAAAUAAACACAGCUAAAAAUUCCAUAAUAGAAUCAAAUAAAAAUAUUGAAGAUUUUAAGAAAUCAAUCUUAUCAAAUGAAACUAAAUUAGAUGAAUUAUUUAAAGAUGUUCAAAAUACACCAAUUGAAUCUGAAGAUCUAACAAAAUUACAAGAACAAACAAAAAACAUAAAAUUAAAAAUUGAAGAAAAUUUAAAAAAAUUAAAUACAGGAAGAGGUAGAAAUUCUGAUCAUAGAAGAAAUAGCCCGAGUGUUAAAUAA